This is a messenger RNA of Pipistrellus nathusii (Nathusius's pipistrelle), 951 nucleotides long. Lineage: Eukaryota; Metazoa; Chordata; Mammalia; Chiroptera; Vespertilionidae. The record is from the annotation of a GenBank genome assembly.
AUGAUGGUUUUCUUGGGACUGCUCGCCUCCUUCCUUUCCUUCCUGUAUGUGAUAGCUCCAUCCAUCAGGAAGUUCUUUGCUGGUGGGGUGUGUAGAACAGACGUGCAGCUUCCUGGGAAGGUCGUGGUGAUCACUGGCGCCAACACCGGCAUCGGCAAGGAGACGGCUAGAGAGCUCGCUCGCAGAGGAGCCCGAGUAUACAUUGCCUGCCGAGAUGUACUCAAGGGGGAGUCUGCUGCCAGCGAAAUCCGAGCUGAUACCAAGAACUCCCAGGUGCUGGUGCGGAAACUGGACCUAUCAGAUACCAAAUCCAUCAGAGCCUUUGCUGAGGGCUUUCUGGCAGAGGAAAAGCAGCUCCAUAUUCUGAUCAACAAUGCAGGAGUGAUGAUGUGUCCGUAUUCCAAGACAGCUGAUGGCUUUGAAACCCACCUGGGAGUCAACCACCUGGGCCACUUCCUUCUCACCCACUUGCUCCUGGAGCGGCUGAAGGAGUCUGCUCCUGCACGGGUGGUGAACCUGUCAUCAGUGGUCCACAUUGCUGGCAAGAUUCGCUUCCACGACCUGCAGGGUGAGAAGCGCUACAGCCGAGGUUUUGCUUACUGUCACAGCAAGUUGGCCAAUGUGCUUUUUACUCGUGAGCUGGCCAAAAAGCUCCAAGGCACAGGGGUCACCACCUACUCGGUGCACCCGGGCAUCGUCCGCUCCGAGCUGGUCCGCCACUCCUUCCUGAUGUGCCUGCUCUGGCGGCUCUUCUCCCCCUUCCUCAAGUCAGCGCGGGAGGGGGCCCAGACCAGCCUGCACUGCGCCCUGGCCGAGGGCCUGGAGCCCCAGAGCGGCAAGUACUUCAGUGACUGCAAGAAGGCCUGGGUGUCUCCCAGGGCCCGAAACAACAAAACCGCUGAGCGUCUGUGGGCCGUCAGCUGUGAGCUUCUAGGAAUUCAGUGGAAGUAG